AUGGCCUCGUCAAUGGCAGCCUUUUCCAAGAGGCUUGCCAUGAUCCUUAAGGAAGCCUCCGCUGGGUCUUCAGUGGCGGUCAUGUCCAAAAAAAUCGCUAGUAUCUUCAGAGAUGCGACACCCCAGCAGAUCCUCCAAUAUGUCGUCCCUCUCGUUGCAGCCUAUCCCGUCCUCGUCGCACUGCUUCGCUUUCGCAAUAUGAAGCGACUGCACAGGAAAUACAAUUAUCCAACGCGAGAGUCAUUUGCCCAAAUGACAGACGAGGACGCCUUCCAGAUCCAGAAGAACUUGAUACAGAUUGAAUUCCCUUUCUUCUACACAAAGUCCUUACAGUUUGCACUCUUCAAGACCUAUGGCAUCCCUACCAUUUCGCGGACCCUGACUAAGACAAGCCAGUUCUCAAACGCCAGCACCUCCUACAAGCGCUAUACAGACACAAGCGCCCUCGUCCAGGAGUUCGUGGGGCAGUCCCCAUCGGCAGCGCGUGGACAGGCGGCUAUUGUGCGUACUCGAUACCUCCACAGUGGCUACCGGGCCUCGGGCAUGAUUCUCGAUGAUGACAUGCUCUAUACUCUCGGCCUAUUCGCCAUCCAGCCAGUGAGGUUCAUCAACAAGUAUGAAUGGCGCCAGCUCACGGACAUGGAGAAGUGCGCCAUCGGCACCUUCUGGAAGAGUGUCGGCGAUGGACUGGAAGUCAGCUAUGAUGCGCUCCCUUCUGGUAAAAUCGGGUUCCGGGACGGCCUGCAUUGGUUGGAGGAGAUCAUGGCCUGGAGCGAUGCCUACGAGGAAAAGUGCAUGGUAACGGACCCCAAAAACCGCGAGGUCGCUGACGAGACGACGGCGGUGUUGGUCUACCUUAUUCCCAAGCCAUUCCAGCACAUCGGUUUGAAAUUCGUCUCCUUCAUGAUGGAUGACCGUCUGCGCAAAGCUAUGCUUUACGACCCGCCACCGGCAUCAUAUGCUAGCUUCUUUUCGUUCCUUGUGUCUGCGCGCCGCUUUGUUCUGCGCUACCUUGCAUUACCGCGGCCUCACUUCAUGCGCAUGAAAACCUUCACUGAGGAGCAAUCUGUAGACGAGCGUAUCUUCAUCACUCAAUGGGAUGGCGAUCCUUAUUACGUUAAACCGACCGUCUGGAAUCGCUGGGGUCCGAUGGCUUGGUACAAGUGGGCACUUGGCCGCCCUCUUCCGGGGGAUGAAGGUGACAAGUACUGUCCGAACGGAUAUUACAUUCCUGAUGUCGGGCCCAAAUACUUCGAGGGCAAGGGUAGAAAGCAGCAGCAGGAGGGCAUGGAAGGCUUGAAAGUCUCGCGAACUGGCAAGUGCCCAUUUCAUUAG
Aspergillus nidulans FGSC A4 is the source of this 1335-nucleotide messenger RNA. RefSeq lists its product as uncharacterized. The transcript has 3 exons. NCBI's taxonomy places the organism in Eukaryota, Fungi, Ascomycota, Eurotiomycetes, Eurotiales, Aspergillaceae. Gene Ontology annotation, molecular function: oxidoreductase activity. The coding region runs from base 1 to 1335 and encodes 444 amino acids. The record is from RefSeq and is a predicted model, not a curated record.